CUCUGUAAAGCUGUGAGCAGCUGUAGUAAACUCAAACUCUCUCAGAAUGGAGUCUAUACUGAGAUAUCUGGACUGGAUAUCUGUUGUCUUGGUCCUGCUGGCUGGUUUUCUCUCUCUGUUUCUGCUGGAGAUCUUCAGGUUGAACUCCUCCAGGUUUCACAUCCCUCCAGGACCCAAACCCCUGCCUUUUGUGGGAAACCUGCCGGAAUUCAUGAAGAAUCCCAUGGAUUUCAUCAGAUCUAUGGCAAAAUAUGGUGAGAUGUCCUCCAUGUACCUGGGCAGGAAGCCAGUAGUCAUGCUGAAUAGCAUGGAUGUUGUGAAGAAGGCGUUUGUUCAGAACGGGGCUGUGUUCGCUGGAAGGCCUUUUAUACCAUUACUGAACUGGAUCUCUGAGGGGUAUGGUAUCGUGAUGGUCACAUAUGGAAUUUCGUGGAAACAGCAGCGUCGGUUUGCUCUGCACACUCUGCGCAACUUUGGUCUGGGGAAGAAAACCGUGGAGGAACGUGUGGCCGAAGAGGCACGGUACCUUAUUAGAGAGCUACUCAAACAGGAAGGAAAGGCCUUUUAUCCCAUCCACCCCAUCAUGAACGCAGUCUCCAACAUCAUCUGCUCCAUCAUCUUUGGAGACCGCUUCGAGUAUGAUGACAAGCGCUUUGCUCAACUCCUGGAGAUUUUGAAUGAAAAUAUGAGAGUUGGUGGAUCACCUGUUGGAAAGAUCUUCAACUUACUCCCCAUAAUAAAAUACUUUCCAGGACCACACCAGAAAAUGUUGCAGAACGCCAACUGCUUCAAGGUGUUCAUACGUGAGGCUGCUGAUCAGCACAGGGAGACUCUGGAUCCAGCAAACCUCCGGGACUUCAUUGACGCUUACCUGGUUGAGAUGGCCAAGCAAGAGCCAAACGAAGACUCCACCUUCCAUGAGCAGAACAUGGUUAUGUCCAUUUCUGACCUCUUCUUUGCUGGGACAGACACUGUAGCAACAACUCUAAGAUGGGGCCUUAUUUUCAUGAUGGAGCACCCUGAUGUGCAAGAGCGCUGUCAUGAGGAGAUAGUUCGGGUGCUGGGUUUUGAUCGUUCUCCCUGCAUGGAUGACCGUACACAGCUCCCCUACACUCACGCCACUGUUCACGAGAUCCAGCGCUAUGCUAAUGUUGUUCCUCUGAGUGUGAUGCACCAAAUCACACAGCCGACACAGCUACGAGGAUACCACCUCCCCAAGGGAACAGACAUCUUACCUAACUUAACAGCCAUUCUGACUGAUCCAGACCAGUGGAAGUACUCCGACACAUUUAACCCAGAGAACUUUCUGGAUGAGAAAGGACAAUUCUGCAAGAACGACUUCUUUCUGCCAUUCUCUCUUGGUCCGAGGGUGUGUCUGGGUGAGUCUUUGGCGAAGACAGAGCUCUUCAUCUUCUUCACCUCUCUGAUCCAGCGGAUGAAGUUCUCAUGGCCUCCUGGAGAACCUCGUCCAAAUAUGGAUGGUACUGUGGGCAUGGUCCGCUCUCCAUUCCCCUUCAAUACAGUCUGCCACAGCAGGGACACCACCCACUGACUCAGACCACCAAGUUCAGCCUUUAUUAUAAGACUGGACAACAUCAGAACAUUAGAAAAUGUUUCUACCUUGGAGAACUUUUGCAUGCUGAGAAUAAACUCGCUGUUCAAAUCCAUUUACAGAAAGCAUAUUAAAGUACAGCUCCUUCCCAAAGUCAUUAAAACAGUUUUACUCAUAGAGUAAACCCAACUGUACUUCUCAAACAGGAUAGAAUCACAAGAAAACUGUGACUUGCUCUAAUAGUCUACAAUACAGCUACCAGGUUUAUAUCAAACACAUUUUAAUACCCAAGGAAAGGAAGCUGCAAGGGGAAAGACUACACACUAAUGGUACAGGUUGGUGGACACACACAUUAUGGAAAUACUGAAGCCAGGAGCCAAUAAUAAAGAUAAAGUACUUUUUAUGCAACAUAACUGUGAAAUGUUGACUAGACUUCACCUUGGUUUUUGGAUUGUCCCAGCUGUUCAAUUUAGGUAAAUAUGGAGUGAACUCUAACCUAGGGUUGCCACCUUUCAAAAUUUUAAAUGUAUACCACAGACCCGACACCUGUGGAAGGGGGCACCGGCAGCAGUGAUGUAUUAUUAAUUUGUGCUAGUGUUUUUAGUAAACCACUUAUUAUAUUAUUUUAUGUAAUGAUCACUGUAUCCCUCAAAAUAUAACUAUUACUAUCUUGACACAAAUUACAGAGAAAUCUGUACAAAACCUUUUAAUCUAAGAAACCAUUUCUUAGAUUAAAAGGUUCACAUUUAAAAUAUUUAAGUAACUGCACAGUUAAUUAAACUGGCCUUAAUUAAUUUGGUAUAUUGUGGUCUGAAACAAAACUAGAAUCAUAAUCUCUGGCUCAUGUCUCAGCUCUGACUUUGGUUGUGGCGGGUAGAAUCUCAAACAGGAAACAGGAAAUACUCCGUAGGGUAGACUGUCCCAUUUUAGUACAGCCAUCGCAUCCUACCCAUCCUUCAAAGGACACCUUCGUAGACCGCGUCCUUCGAAGGAUACAGCCGCUGAAUUGAGACACAGCCAUAUACAGUUAUUAAGAGAAAACCUGCUAAUUCAACCUUCACAUUCUGCUCUUACUGGUGCAAUGGGCAAUUCAUGAAGAUUGGCCACCAGGCUGCUCCAGUUUACUCUACUCCAAUUUAUGUACUUUUAACUAUAUUCUCAUUCUAUUUAUUGUUUAUUGUGCUUUCGUUCGUAGUGUAAUGUUUGUCAAUAGUCUGUGUAACUCUUACAUGUCACACAUGUGUUGCUCUCACCAAGCCAAAUUCCUUGUAUGUGUAACAUACUUAUAUAAAGUGAUUCUCAUACA
Messenger RNA from Astyanax mexicanus (Mexican tetra), 2858 nucleotides. RefSeq names its product cytochrome P450 2J2. Gene Ontology annotation, cellular component: cytoplasm; intracellular membrane-bounded organelle. The record is from RefSeq and is a predicted model, not a curated record. Lineage: Eukaryota; Metazoa; Chordata; Actinopteri; Characiformes; Acestrorhamphidae. Gene Ontology annotation, molecular function: iron ion binding; oxidoreductase activity, acting on paired donors, with incorporation or reduction of molecular oxygen, reduced flavin or flavoprotein as one donor, and incorporation of one atom of oxygen; heme binding. The transcript is spliced from 9 exons. Gene Ontology annotation, biological process: xenobiotic metabolic process. Bases 47 to 1552 code for a protein of 501 amino acids.